Molecule: messenger RNA, 5910 nt
Organism: Lates calcarifer (barramundi perch)
Lineage: Eukaryota; Metazoa; Chordata; Actinopteri; Centropomidae
Gene: crb1
Product: crumbs cell polarity complex component 1
Biological process (GO): Notch signaling pathway
Molecular function (GO): calcium ion binding; Notch binding
Source: RefSeq, a predicted model, not a curated record
UGAUGGUCCUCCAGCGAGAGGAGAAGUGUGCCUCAAGUGGAUCUGGAGUUGACAACAGAUGCGUCGCCGCAGGCAGAAGCAGAGGCAGAGAGAUACGUAUAUGAUAAGACUUCAACCCCAACGAGCAGGAUGAUUUCUUGGCGCGAUUAUGGAUUUAAUUCGUUGUCUUAAUUUUGAAUUAAUUGCUUGCACGAUUCUCAUCUCAUCGCUGUUUGUGAUAGAUGGUGCAUCUCCUGACGGGCUGCCUCAAACUGUGGACCUGUGCUCUCCAAACCCAUGCCAAAACAGGGCAAUAUGCAGAAGCCGCAGGGACGGCUACUCGUGCUUUUGUGUGCCGGGUUUCCAGGGGGCUCACUGUCAGAUUGAUGUGAAUGAGUGCGUUUCACAGCCUUGCCAGAACGGAGCCACCUGUGUGGACAGAGUGGGCAGGUUCUCCUGUUUGUGUCCUCCUGGGUUUACUGGGGACACUUGCGAGGUCCAGAUUGAUGAGUGUCAAUCACAGCCGUGUCUCAGUGGCGGCAGUUGUCAUGACUACCCCGGUGGCUUCACUUGCACCUGCCCGUCCGGUUUCCAGGGACACCGGUGCGAAAUCAACAUCGACGAGUGCCAAGAGCAGCCAUGCCAGAAUGGGGCUCUGUGUAUAGACGGGGUGAAUGAAUACAGCUGCGACUGCUCUCACACAGCCUUCACAGGCACACACUGUGAGACUCCACUACCACCAUGCCACUCUCAACCCUGCUUCAACAGCGCCAUCUGUAAGGACGACGAGGGUAACUACACCUGUGAAUGCUGGCCAGGAUUUGAGGGGCAUCAGUGUGAGAUAGACAUCAAUGAGUGUAGCAGCAACCCCUGUAUGCAUGGAGGCCACUGCAUUGAGAGGUCGUGGCAGGCCCUGUACGGUACUGAGCCUCUGCUGCCCGAACACUAUGACCAGCAGCAUGCUGCAGGCUACAUCUGCAGUUGUCCUCCAGGAACAGCAGGUUCCCUCUGUCAGGAGGUGAUAUCCCAGUGUGAUCCCAGUCCCUGCCAGAAUGGGGGCAGGUGUGAAAGCCAUGUUGGAGGCUACGUUUGCCACUGCCUCAAACAGAGUCAUGAUGGCAUUUUGUAUGGAGGUGUAAACUGCGAUGUGAGGCUGGUGGGCUGUGAGGGGCAUGAAUGCCAGAACCAAGGCUCCUGCUCUCCUUUCCUGUUGGAUGGGACUCACGGCUACACCUGCUCCUGCUCAGCUGGGUACACUGGACCUCUCUGCAAGACCCCCACCACAUUCUCCUUCGAACGCAGAGGCUACCUGCUGCUUCAGAGUCCCCUGAUGGAAGCCGAGGUCUCUUGCAACAUCACCCUGAGCUUCAAGACGGUUCUGCCCAGAGCGGCAUUGUUCCAGCGGAACAGCGGGGGCUUGCUGCUGAGCCUGGAGCUGGAGGGAGGGCAGCUUAGUCUCACACUGCGGAAGGAUGGCUCUGCUGAAGGGUCUGAAGCAGAGAGCCCUCGCCAGGUUCUGGAUCUUCAAUGCAAUGUCACAGAUGGAGAGUGGCACUCUGUUGAGGCUGUGCUCGGAAACUGGGUGCUCAGCCUGAAACUCUUGGAUGACGCCGGGAGCUGCGGGAGCCAAUCUUGCCACAAGGUGGCUCCGGUCCAGCGCGCCCUAGCCGAGCUGGCGUCACCUCCUCAGAACACUUAUAUUGGUGGAGUGCUUCAGGACUCAAAUGGCCCUAGCAAGGAGUCUCCACUCCCAGCAUUUAUUGGCUGCAUGCGGGACGUGUUUGUUGACUGGCAGCUCGUCGUCCCAGAGGAAUGGCUGAGCGAUUCUGCGGUUAACGUGUCCCCUGGGUGCAGCGACAGGGACCGCUGCCUGGAUGUGCCUUGCCAAAACAGAGGACAGUGUGUCAACCUGUGGCAGAGCUACCAGUGCUGGUGUCCCAGGCCUUAUGAGGGGCAGGACUGUGAGGAGGAGCAUGUGACCGCACGCUUUGGGAAUGAGGACUCUCACAGUUAUGCUGCAUUUACAAUCACUGAAGACCUUGGUCAUGACCUCUCCAUCUCCCUCUUCCUGCGCACGCGGAGGCCCACUGGACUCCUUCUGGUGCUGGCCAACAGCAGCAGCCAGUACCUGCUCAUGUGGCUGGAGGAUGGCAAGGUCAUGGUUCAGCUCAAUAGCUUAGAGACUCUGAAGGCGGAGAGCGCAAUUGAUGAUGGGGAGGUCCACUUUGUGAGUGUAGAGGUGGUGGAGGAUCAUAUGGCACUGUACAUAGGAGGACAGGAACAGGGUGAUGUGGAGAUCAGGACGGUAAAUGUCCAAGCAGGAGAUACUGUGUAUGUGGGAGGUCUGAUGGAGAGGAGGACGACUUCAGUGUUUGGUGGAUAUUUUAAAGGCUGUAUCCAGGACCUGAGGAUCAAUGACAGUCGGCUGCAGUUCUUUGGGCUGGACAGCUCAGUGAGAUCCUAUCCUCUGGAGUUCAUGGAAAAUGUGACAGCUGGGUGCUCAGGGGACAACACCUGUAGUAGGAACCCUUGUCUCAAUGGGGGCAUGUGCUUUUCCAUGUGGGACGACUUUUCCUGCACCUGCCCCCCCAGCACAGCAGGGCGGCGCUGUGAGGAGGUCAGGUGGUGUGAGCUGUCUCCUUGCCCCACAGACUCAGAGUGCAGGAUGCUGAACCAAGGAUAUGAAUGCUACUCCAAUGCAACUUUCCUGAAUGACAGCACUGUACUGUCUUACCGAGGAAAUGGUCCCAUAUCCCGCAAUCUAACUAACCUCUCCCUGAACCUGCGCACACGGAAGCAUAAUGCAGCCAUCCUACAUGCAGAGAAGGACUCUGCAUUCGUCACGCUCUCAGUCCAGGAUGGUUUCCUCUUCAUGGAGCUUCAGAGCAGCACUUUAGACAACAGUGGGGAGGAGAGAGAAGAGGGUGUGUCCACAGUCAGCCUUAGCAGCCGGAGGAGCGUCAAUGAUGGUGAAUGGCACAGUGUCCAUGUGUUCAUGGCAGCGCCGUGGGCAGAAACCUCCCAGUGGACUUUGGUGGUGGAUGAAGAAAUAGAAGAAGCCACCACAUCCAGGAACCAAGGAGGUAACUUGGACUUUCUCAAGCAGGAUGUGGACAUCUUUCUGGGGGGCCUGGCCCCUGAUGCGGGCUGGUCCCUGGCUGGAUGUCUGGGUACAGUAGAGCUUGGUGGCAUUGCCCUGACUUACUUCAGCUCCUCCGACGUGAACCUCCCACGCCUGCAGGAAGAGCAAUUCAUCCAGACAUCGGGGCAACCACCGCUGCUCGGCUGCAGCGGAGCGCCCAUGUGCGAGCCCAACCCCUGCCUUAACGGAGGGGAGUGCCAGGACCACUUCAACACGUACAACUGCAGCUGUGCUGAGGGCUGGGCCGGGAGGCGCUGUGACUUCUUCACCAACACCUGUGCUUCCAGUCCCUGCGUCCACGGCAACUGCAGCGUGAAUGGGCUGACCUAUGAGUGCACCUGUGAGUUUGGCUACGCGGGCGUGGACUGCGAGGAGGAGGUGGAUAUGUGUGAAAACCACCUCUGUGCACAUGGAGGCACCUGCCUGCACGGGCCGGACAGGUACGCCUGCCUCUGCCCUGAGAACUACACUGGACCCCUCUGCAAUGAACGCAUUGAAGAAAUUCCGUGGUACAUUAUUGUCAGAAAUGUAAACAGGCCCAAGCUGCCAGUUUCUGUGUGUGGAGACGACACCAGGAACUACACCUGCUUCAACGGAGGCAACUGCACUGACCGAGAGCUGUCCUGUGACUGUCCGCCCGGCUUCAUUGGGCACCGGUGUGAGCAGGAGGUGGACGAGUGCAAGUCCAACCCCUGUCUGAACGGAGGCUACUGCCGCAACCUCAUCAACAAGUUUAUCUGCGUGUGCGACAUGAGCUACGCCGGAGACCUGUGCCAGACGGACCUGACCUCUGAGGGUUUGACCUCUGACCUCUUGCUGUCCAUCAGUCUGGUGUCUGUCGUCCUGCUGCUGGUUCUCAUCCUGACCUCUGUUGGACUGGUGGUGGCACUCAACCGCCGCGCCACCCACGGCACCUACAGUCCCAGCCGGCAGGAGAAGGAGGGAUCGCGGGUGGAGAUGUGGAGCAUCACCCAGCCGCCGCCUAUGGAAAGACUGAUAUGAGAUGCAGGGUGAAUUAUAGUAACUGGCUCAAAUUAGACUGAAUAUCUGGAUCCUUCACUUUGCAGUACCUCCCUCUCGAAACUACAGCUGUCUUUCUUCAUCUGCAAAUGCACAAGAAGACUAGAAGACUGCAUGAGAUCUUGUGACACCAUUUUUGUGUAAAUGACACAGCCCGGCACUUCAUCCAUUUCCCUGUGACGUUUUGCACCUGGAUUCACCAUCCAGCAGUACAUCCAUCUAAACACAAAGAUGUGAGUUCAGAAUGUAUCGAGUCUGUCAAAUCUUGCGUCCAUACUUUUAGAAUUGAUGGACCAGCGAGCACAGAAUUUUAGACCCACACUUUGUCUUAAAAUCUCAAGCAGAGCGAAUCAAAACAUUCCUCAUUUAAAUUCAUAAAAUUCCAUCCAUGUGUAUUUAUGAAAGGAAAAUGGCUGUCAGUAUUGAUGUAUUCCUCGGUGAACAUUCCUGGUACUUAUUGUAGCUUCUUAUUGACAGACUGUCCUUUAAUAAUCAAGUUAGUUGCACUAAUCGAGAAUAGUUUCUUCUAGGCUGACUUGUAUAUCGUUAGUAACAAGAACUGUCUGGGCUAAGUUGUAAUUUUAAUUGUAUAUACUGUUCUGAUGAUUUUGUUUAUUUUUUUUAAAACUGUGAAUUUUAUUUUUUAUCUUUAAUUGUUGGCAACUGUAUUGAGAAUCUGUUAGUUAAUUAAAGUUGAAUUUUAUUUGUUCUGAUUUGUUUCAUGUCUACACAGUGUUAUAUGUAUUUAGGGACAGUGUGAUGCUACUGUACGACAGAUUCACAUUUUUAUUUUGGAGUUUGCUUAAUCAAUAAACCAAUGCACUGAUGUUCAUGCAUACAGUGAACUAUUCUAUAAACCAGCACAGUCUUGGCUGGAUUACCCUGUUUUGGGCAAGCAGUUAAUAUUGUUAAUAACUUCCAAACAAGUUUGCAAGAACUCAAAUGAUCAGAAAACAAUGAUACAAUGACACAUAAUGAAGCUAGGAUUUUUGGGGCCUCUGGAGCUCUGGGACCCUGGGAGCAGCUGCCUAAUUUAUCUGGUUGACAAUCGAGUCCCGUGUGAACUGUAAAUACACAACAGGUUUUCACAAUGUCGGUUUUUCUCUACACAAUUAUUGUGGGGAGAAGAAUUCAUGAUGAUGAUAUUAUCAUGAUAUCAGUCAAACUUUUUAAACUCAAAAUGCGAGUGUAGGGAGGUGUAUAUUAUAUGUGUAUUACUAACAGGAAAUCAAAAUUCAUUUUUUAAAUAUUAUGGUUAUUGUCAAUACCAGUAUAUCGCGACACAGCUAAUACACAAUAACAUACUUAAUUUUUGUGAUUCUGUCUAUGUUGACACGGCAUCUUGGUAAUGAGUCCAAAAACGAGUCCAGCGAUGCAUAGAAAUGAAACAGUAUAAUUUAUUUUCAGUUCACAGUGCGUACAUUACGUGCAGUUGUACCAAGUUACUCAUCAAUAGCACAUUAGAUUGACCUCAGUUGUUAAGACAGUUGUUUUCUCUGCAAUGAAAACAUGCAAGUGUGCACAGAAUCAGAAAAUCAGUAAAUGCCAUACAGAAGAGUUAAUCAUCAUUACAAUACCCAAACAAGAGACUGAAAUGGAAACAAAAAAAGUUUCUUAUUGUAACAUUCAGUGUCCCUAUGUUGGAAAUAUCUUCUUUUUUUUUUAAUUUAUUUUUUAAUGUGUGGUUUCGGGGAGGUGAUGUUACUAUGUUUAUAAAGUUAAACCUGUGUAUUUUACUCCAUAGUAUGUAGGUAGAAGCUGCUACAUUA